AUGUUGUCUUUGUAUCAAGCGACACGUGAGGCAGUAGUACGCCAGGCCAUUCCGGGCCAAAAAUCGUUUAUCGUCUUGGGGAGAAUUGCGGGCGCAGUAUGGCCUUUUCAAGUGCAUUCAAAGCGGCUCCUCUCUGCAACACCUGGUUCUGGGGGCAAGGAAAGUCCCGGUGAGGGUCUUGAGAGCGGUACAGAUCACGACAAUCUGACCCAGAGAUUCCAGUUCCCAGAUCCCACGGAUCCGCACCAACAUCCCUUGGCUUCGAUGAUGUUGGAAGAUGUUGAAGAAAGACGAGAAUACUUGAAAAAGGUGAACAGCACCAAUAAGCCACCUGUCUACAAACGAAAGGUGAAUGAGAACGGGGAGGCGUAUGCGAUCGGAAGCAGAAAGAGAAGUAAAGCUAAAGUUUGGCUUCGACCGGGGACGGGAGACAUUGUCGUGAAUGGUCGUUCGUGGGUUGAUUACUUUCGACGGCUCGACCAGCGGGAUAAAAUUUUGAAACCAUUCGGACUGUUGCGACUGACAGGAAGCAUGGAUGUCACGUGUGAAGUGAAGGGUGGUGGCACCACCGGGCAAGCCGAAGCAUUCCGUCAUGCACUGGCCAGAGCUUUGCAGAACUGGAACCCAGAAUAUCGACCAACAAUGAAGGAAAACGGCUUUCUCACGCGAGAUAGUCGAGAAGUCGAGCCCAAGAAGUACGGCAGGAAGAAGGCCCGCAAGUCUUUCCAAUGGGUUAAGAGAUAG
Molecule: messenger RNA, 744 nt
Organism: Chondrus crispus (carragheen)
Lineage: Eukaryota; Rhodophyta; Florideophyceae; Gigartinales; Gigartinaceae
Product: ribosomal protein S9 family protein
Exons: 2
Coding region: 268-744 (158 amino acids)
Biological process (GO): translation
Cellular component (GO): cytosolic small ribosomal subunit; ribosome
Molecular function (GO): structural constituent of ribosome; RNA binding
Source: RefSeq, a predicted model, not a curated record